UAGAGAACAAGAACCCUGACAGGUGACUCGACUUAAUCGACAUUCUAGACAUUGUCGGCCUAAAACGAUUCGAGCCAAUCCUUAUAAGUAGCCGUAACAUCAUCGGCUGCGAUGGUCAACCGUGACGCCGCACCUCAGACGCAGAAUAUCCCCGUCGUCAAGCGCAAACGGCGUGCGUCCUGCCUUGGGGAACAGGAGAGACGGGAGCGGAAACGAGCCAUUGAUCGAGAAGCCCAGCGAUCCCUCCGAGAAAAGACAAAGACACACAUUGCCGACCUGGAGCGAACAAUACAGAUUCUCCGGGAUCAAGAUCGAAACGGAGCCACAGCCAACUUGCUGUCUGAGGUUGAAGGGCUACGAUGUGAAAAUGAGCGGUUACGAGACGUUAUCGAGAGCGUGAAAGGCGUGGUCGGCACUGCCCCGGCGACUUCAGCCCAUAAAAAUGGUGGAGGAGGUUCACCAACCGCUGCCAGUGUCGGACCUGAGCAUGGCGCUUACAACGCGGUAGGUGAGCGAUCCCCUAAACCACGAGCGACAUCCUUCAACAAGACCAACCCAUCAUUUCCUACUCCAACCAUGUUGCCAAACGCUUUCGAUUUCCACGAGCACGAGGAAAGCCCAACUAUGCGACUCGACCUUGAUGGCAUGACUGUAAUGACGGAUGUCAAUGCUAAGCCUACUGUAGAAAGUCCAAGUGUAGAGGAGCUAACUUGGAGCAAUGAUCCGGCGACCGCAACUUGGGUGCCCCUUAUGGCAGAGGUCUUCGGGCCUGAAUGGCGUAUUCCUUCGCCUUUUGUUUUACACAUCGGCAGUCCAGACCCUCCAGUCUCCACCAGAUCCAAUACAGUAUGCCCAGUCUGGAGGAAAACCAACCAGCUUUUCGGAAAGGUAUUCUCAUACCGCCCAGCAACAGAUUACACCAUACCCGCCCUUCUCAAGUCAGACCAUGCGGAGGCGAGUCUGCUGUACCUUGGGAUCAAGCAAGGGUGGGGUACAUUACCUAACGAUUGGAAGCAGAGCCCUGCACUCACAAUCUUGAGAGAGGUUGAUGACUUGUUGUUUUGCCAUCUGCCAAAUAUAGCGAGGUUGGCAUUCGCGUACAAGAGCUUCAAGCUGUUGAAGUAUUACCUUGAGGGCUCGAAGGAACAAUUAGACAAAGUCCCUGACUGGCUUCGUCCAAGUUUGUCUCAGUCCAGCACCAAACACCCAGUGGCCAUCGACUUCUUCGCCUGGCCCACGUUUCGCGACCGUUUGAUCCGUAAUCAUGAUUCUAUUUUCCAGACGAGCGAACUCUAUCGCCACUAUUCCAAGUGCGUUAGCUUUGAUUGGCCCUUCUCUUACGAGGACACUUUCUUCCACGACGAACUCACGGGUAAUCACUAUCCUAGCCCUCUGUUCGAGCGGUAUCAUGGAGACUUGAAGUCCUGGACUGUAGAUCCAAAGUUCAAAGAUAGAUUUCCAGAGAUGCUUGGAGAUAUCGAAGGGGAUCGGAGGAGGUUCAGUGCAGUAUAUGUUGAUUAGAUAAAGCGGCGGUGGAAAGCAUUCAAAACGGCGUGAAUUAUCCUCUCCAAAUUCAGAUCCCCAAAACAACCUAAGCACAUCUUGGGAGGUAUAUGAGGCUCUUGUUGCCCUGAACAGUGCGAGAUUUGUCAAUACAGCAUCAAAGCCGUAGUUAAACUACUUCGAGUAAUCAUCUUACAUGUAAAAGCAUGAGCAGG
Cucurbitaria berberidis CBS 394.84 is the source of this 1718-nucleotide messenger RNA. RefSeq lists its product as uncharacterized. The transcript is spliced from 5 exons. The record is from RefSeq and is a predicted model, not a curated record. Gene Ontology annotation, molecular function: DNA-binding transcription factor activity. Gene Ontology annotation, biological process: regulation of DNA-templated transcription. Bases 112 to 1521 code for a protein of 469 amino acids. Lineage: Eukaryota; Fungi; Ascomycota; Dothideomycetes; Pleosporales; Cucurbitariaceae.